This is a messenger RNA of Prorocentrum cordatum, 1005 nucleotides long. NCBI's taxonomy places the organism in Eukaryota, Dinophyceae, Prorocentrales, Prorocentraceae. The record is from the annotation of a GenBank genome assembly.
GCACGGGGCCAGCGGCCGAGGCGAGACCUCCGGAGCCAGUGCCGCGCGGCAGCGAGGGCAGGGGCCAGGACCAGGACGGGCAGGAGGCGGAGGGAAUGCCAUCGAGGCCUGCGCACAUCAUCCAUAGAUUCUGUGGCGAGGCCAAGCUCGUCAGCAGUGACCAGGAGUGGAGGGAGGCCGAGAGGACGCUGAGGGCCGCGAUGGACGAGAGGGACAUCCUGGUCGUCGGCCUGGACAUGGAGUGGAUACCGGACCGGACAAAGAACGACGACCACCCCGUAGCGCUCAUUCAGGUGGCCCUGCCCGAGCAGGUGUUGCUCUUCCGCACAAGGGGUGUGCGGCGGCUGCCGCCUUUCCUGAGCGCGGUGUUCCAGAGCAAGAAAGUCAUAAAGAUCGGAACGUCGUUCGACGCCUGCGACUGCGCCAAGCUCCGGUCGUCGUUUGGCCUGGUGUUGGACAGCUCCGCGGAGGGGAACAGUUUCUUCGACAUCAGCGUGGUCGCGAGGCAGGUGGGCCACACGCACGUGGGCCUCAAGAAGCUCGCCCUCGCGUGCGGCUACAGGAUGGAGAAGAGACAGGACAUCUCCGUCUCGAACUGGGAGUUUCCCACACUCUCGCCGGACCAGAUCAGGUACGCGGCGGACGACGCGUGGUUUCCGAUCCUCGUGGCAGCCCGGCUGCUGGACGCCUGGGUCGCGAAACACGGCGGGCUCGCCGGGGGGCCGCCAAUCCUCGCGCAGGUGAUGGAGGCCUUGGAGGAGAGCGCGCCGCGGCUGAGGCGGGUGCUCGCGGAGGACGACAGCACCGCGCAGGACCUGGCGGUCGGCGAGGUCAUCGAGGGGCUGAAGAAGAUCAUUGGCGGCCUGCACCGUGCAUCGCUGAGCGAAGUGGCCCGGCUGGCCCGCGCCAGGCUCGACAGUGCCCUGCUGGAGAAGGCGCGGGUGACCGUCAACAAGCAAUUCUUUCGCGACGCCGGGGAGCACUUUACGCUGUCCAACAAGCACG